UUAGUCAAUAAAUCUCAUAUUUAACUUUUAUUCCAGGACCAAUCAUGAGACUGAAAAGCUACUUUUUUCUUAUGGUGAACUUGGCAGUUUCAUCAGCACUUUCCCUCCCUAUGGUGGAGGUAGAGGUAAUUGAUGUCAGUGAACACAACACAAAGGAUUUAACACUUGAUGAUAUUCGUGAGCCUCCAAACAUUCAAAGGAGCAGCAUUGUACCUGGAAACAGUCAGUGGACAUCCCCUGUUCCCUACGUCUUGGAUSAAGGCCUGGACUUGAGAGCUAAAGGAGUCAUCAUGAGAGCCUUUGACCAGUUCAGAGUGAAGUCAUGCAUCGAUUUCAAACCCCGGGACUCUGAAAAUUAUUACAUCAACAUCAAAAAGCUGGAUGGAUGUUGGUCAUAUAUUGGUCGAAUAUUCGCCAACGGACAGGACCUCUCUAUUGGUGCAGGCUGUGACUACAUUGCUAUUGUUGAACAUGAGAUCCUUCAUGCGCUUGGCUUCUACCAUGAACAGUCUAGAUAUGACAGAGAUGAUUAUGUACGGAUUGUAUUCGCCAACAUCCUGUCAGGUACAGAGUAUAAUUUCAACAAAGUUGAAAGUGCUGUAAGCACCACCCAUGGAGUCCCGUAUGACUACAUGUCAGUGAUGCACUACGGCAAGGACGCAUUCAACAAUGGCAAUGGCAAUCGCACAACAAUUAUUACCAUAGACCCUAAAUACCAAGAUGUGAUUGGUCAAAGGCUGGACAUGAGUCCUAGUGAUGCUCUGGAGCUGAACCUCCUCUACAACUGCAACACAACUAUUGUCUCCAAAUUUUACUGUGGCUUUUCUAAUGGAUCGAUGUGUCAGAUGAGCCACUGUUCAGAGGGUGGGAGUGGAUGGGAAGUGGUUACCCAAGCUCCAGGGGGUCCAAGCUCUGACCACACCACUCUACCAAGUGGAAGUGAAGAUUAUGGUCAACAAACAGGGUACUUCAUGCACGCAAGCACAGCAUCAGGUCAAGAAGGAGAUUCAGCACGACUGGAAACGGAGGUAGUGAAGCCGACCAGGGCAUGUAAUGUCCAGUGUCUGCAGUUCUACUAUUUCCACAGCGGAAAUGAGGCAGAUGAACUUAAUAUCUGGAUCAGAGAGUUUGAAAACGAUCAGGACACCACAGGAACUCUCCGCCUUAUGGGACAAAUUACUGGUUCACGAACAUCUCACUGGAAGAUCCACCAUGUUUCCUUGAAUGCCACCAAGGACUUCCAGGUGGUGUUUGAGGUCCAGAAAGGAGCAGGAAUCUCUACAGGAGGUUUCUCCAUUGAUGACAUCAAUCUCUCAGAGACAGAGUGUCCACAUGUUGUCUKGCAGAUUGAUGACUUGGAGAAUCUUUUAAACACAAGCAGCUUUGGAACCMRAAUWUACAGCCCAMRACAAUACUCCAAAGACGGCUAUGCAUACCRUGUAGCYRYUAUUCUUUWUAMAACRUAUAUUGGAAUGUWUGURCAGCUYUUGUCUGGUAAGAAUGAUGACCAGCUGCAAUUUCCUUGUCUGCAAAGACAUAUGAUUUUCCAGUUGCUGGAUCAAACCCCAAACAAGCAACUGCAAAUGUCUAAGGAAUCUACUUUUGUUUCUGAUAUAACUCAAGUAGCAUCUGGUACCUCUAUCUGGGACAAUCCUAGGGAGACUGGAGUUGCAUUGUUUUUUGACAAUGAAGAAUUAGUCUAUGGUGGUAGGGUUCUCUGGGGGGUCAAUCCUUUUACAACGGUACAAGAAUUGCAAUCCAGAGAGUUUCUCAAGGGAGGAAGCGCCAUUUUCAUGUUCAACUUUGAAGAUCUCAACCCACUAAUCAAUGGAACAACUCUACCAUGUCCUCAGUUAAGACCAGUGAGCAUAACAAAUCCUCCACAAAAUCUGAAUAAAAGUCAAUGCUCUGCAAGAGUAUCUCCAAGCAUCAGUCCACCUUCUACAAGCCCAGAAAACAGGUAUUGA
Molecule: messenger RNA, 1967 nt
Organism: Poecilia reticulata (guppy)
Lineage: Eukaryota; Metazoa; Chordata; Actinopteri; Cyprinodontiformes; Poeciliidae
Source: RefSeq, a predicted model, not a curated record